Messenger RNA from Myotis davidii, 441 nucleotides. Its product is annotated as lysine-specific demethylase 4D. Gene Ontology annotation, molecular function: histone H3K9 demethylase activity. Gene Ontology annotation, cellular component: nucleus. Gene Ontology annotation, biological process: chromatin remodeling. The annotation marks the transcript as partial. Lineage: Eukaryota; Metazoa; Chordata; Mammalia; Chiroptera; Vespertilionidae. The record is from RefSeq and is a predicted model, not a curated record. The transcript has a single exon.
GACAUGGACCUUUACAGCAUCAACUACCUGCACUUCGGGGAGCCCAAAACGUGGUACGCGGUGCCCCCAGAGCACGGCCAGCGCCUGGAGCGCCUGGCCAGGGAGCUUUUCCCGGGCAGCUCUCGGGGCUGCGAGGCCUUCCUGCGGCACAAGGUGGCCCUCAUCUCGCCCACUGUCCUCAAGGAGAACGGGGUCCCGUUCAGCCGCAUCACUCAGGAGGCUGGAGAGUUCAUGGUGACCUUUCCCUAUGGCUACCACGCUGGCUUCAACCAUGGCUUCAACUGUGCGGAGGCCAUCAACUUUGCCACCCCGCGAUGGAUCGACUAUGGCAAAGUGGCCUCUCAGUGCAGCUGCGGGGAGGCCCGGGUGAGCUUUUCCAUGGACGUGUUCGUGCGCCUCCUGCAGCCCGAGCGCUAUGAGCUGUGGAAACGCGGGCAGGAC